AUGUAUCUCUGUAUCUAUCUAUCUAUCUAUCUAUCUAUCUAUCUAUCUAUCUAUCUAUAUGUCUGUCUUUCUGUCUGUGUGUCUGUGUCUGUCAUAUCUAUCUCUAUGUCUGUGUGUCAAUCUGUGUCUAUUGUCAUAUCUAUCUAUCUAUCUAUCUAUCUAUCUAUCUAUCUAUCUAUCUAUCUAUCUAUCUAUCUAUCUAUUUGUUUAUUGUCAUUAUCUAUCUAUCUAUCUAUCUAUCUGUCUGCCUGUCUGUCUGUUUAUUUGUUUAUUGUUAAAUCUAUCUGUCUAUCUAACUGUCAUAGUUCUUAUCUAUCUAUCUAUCUAUCUAUCUAUCUAUCUAUCUAUCUAUCUAUCUAUCUAUCUAUCCUAUUUUUCUAUUCAUUAUUUAUCUAUUUUUCUAUCUAUUCAUAUCUAUCUAUCUAUCUAUCUAUCUAUCUAUCUAUCUAUCUAUCUAUCUAUCUAUCCUAUUUUUCUAUUCAUUAUUUAUCUAUUUUUAUCUGUCUAUUCAUAUCUAUCUAUCUAUCUAUCUAUCUAUCUAUCUAUCUAUCUAUCUAUAUCUAUCCUAUUUUCUAUUCAUUAUUUAUCUAUUUUUUCGUGUCUAUUCAUAUCUAUCUAUCUAUCUAUCUAUCUAUCUAUCUAUCUAUCUAUCUAUCUAUCUAUCUAUCCUAUUUUUCUAUUCAUUAUUUAUCUAUUUUUUCGUGUCUAUUCAUAUCUAUCUAUCUAUCUAUCUAUCUAUCUAUCUAUCUAUCUAUCUAUCUAUCUAUCCUAUUUUUCUAUUCAUUAUUUAUCUAUUUUUUCGUGUCUAUUCAUAUCUAUCUAUCUAUCUAUCUAUCUAUCUAUCUAUCUAUCUAUCUAUCUAUCUAUCUAUCUAUCCUAUUUUUCUAUUCAUUAUUUAUCUAUUUUUCUAUUCUAUUCAUAUCUAUCUAUCUAUCUAUCUAUCUAUCUAUCUAUCUAUCUAUCUAUCUAUCUAUCUAUCUAUCCUAUUUUGUUCUAUAUAGACAGUAUCAGACAUGGAAUCAUAUCUUUCUUCUAUCAUUAUUUAUCUUUUAUCCUAUUUUCUAUUCAUAUCUAUCUAUUAUCUAUCUAUUUUGUUCCUUUCAUGGAAACACAUUUUCUAUCUAUCUAUUUUUCUGUCUAUUCUAUCUAUCUAUCUAUCUAUCUAUCUAUCUAUCUAUCUAUCUAUCCUAUUUUUCUAUUCAUUAUUUAUCUAUCUAUUCAUAUCUAUCUAUCUAUCUAUCUAUCUAUCUAUCUAUCUAUCUAUCUAUCUAUCCUAUCUUUCUAUCCUAUUCUGUUCUAUAUAGACAUGUAAAGAUAAAUUUCAUAUCUAUUCUAUCUAUUCUAUCUAUUUAUCUAUUAUUUAUCUAUCUAUUCUAUCUAUCUAUCUAUCUAUCUAUCUAUCUAUCUAUCUAUCUAUCUAUCUAUCUAUCUAUCCUAUCUGUUUCUUUUCAAAUCAUCUCAAAGCCCGAGCGAAUAGAACAAAAUCAAGAAAGCAGACAUUAA
This is a messenger RNA of Acanthosepion pharaonis, 1503 nucleotides long. NCBI's taxonomy places the organism in Eukaryota, Metazoa, Mollusca, Cephalopoda, Sepiida, Sepiidae. The record is from the annotation of a GenBank genome assembly.